Messenger RNA from Aspergillus ochraceoroseus IBT 24754, 996 nucleotides. Its product is annotated as M24 family metallopeptidase. NCBI's taxonomy places the organism in Eukaryota, Fungi, Ascomycota, Eurotiomycetes, Eurotiales, Aspergillaceae. The transcript is spliced from 2 exons. Bases 30 to 722 code for a protein of 230 amino acids. The record is from RefSeq and is a predicted model, not a curated record.
CUGGGAUUCUGGCCCAAAAGAAAAAAAAAAUGACACAAGCAGAUCUCCAACGAGCGGCCGACCUCCUCGACGCCCAACACAAAGCCGUCGCCCUCUUCGCCGAAAUCCAACAGUCGCUGAUCCGUCCCGGCAUCACCGAGAAAGCCCUCAGCAACGAAAUCCAUCGCCUGGCCGCCGAGCGCUACGGCGUCCAAACCCACUGGCACAAACAGGUGAUCCGCAGCGGGCCCAACACUCUGCGCCCCUUUGCCGAGAACCCUCCGGACCGCGUCAUCCAGCCCGACGAUAUCCUGUACGUGGAUCUCGGCCCCGUGUUCGAAGCCUGGGAGGCCGACUUUGGCCGCACGUUUGUGCUCGGCGACGACCCGCGCAAGCACCAGCUGCGGGACUCGCUCGAGCCGAUCUUUCAUGCCGUGAGGGCCCGCUUUCUGGAAUCCCCCGAGGACGUGACGGGGGAAGAGCUGUUCGAGUUUGCGGUGGCGGCGGCCCAGGAGGCGGGGUGGGUAUGGGGCGCCGAGAUUGCGGGACACAUUGUGGGUUCUUUCCCCCACGAGCGGAUUCCGCAGGAUAAAACCACGCUGUACAUCACGAGGGGCAAUCGCGAGCCCAUGCGGCGGCCGGGGAAGGAUGGCUUGAAGAGGCAUUGGAUCUUGGAGAUUCAUUUGCAUGAUCUGGAGAAUGGGUUUGGGGGGUUUUACGAACAGCUUUUGACGGUGGAGUAGAGUCCCGCAACUCAGGAAGGCCAUGCUUCUUAUAUAUUGUAUCUAUCAUGACUGCCGUGGUUGUGGCCUUCACCCACCAUCUAUCAAUCUACCAAUCAACGUUUCCUCGAUCUUCUUGACACUUCCAUUCCUCGCAAAUUGGAGUGGGCCUCCUCACUAACUGCAUUCUUGCCCGCCUCUACUACCGUCCCUGAACCAGAAGAUACCUUCCUUUCCUUAUGGCUAACAGACUCUUUCCCCGCCGGUUUCCCAGUCUCCCAGUCUCCCAGUCUCC